ACAAAAGCAUGCCGAAGAAACUAAUUAAAAGUGCAUCCCCUCAACAUUACUCCGUAUUAUAGUCUAUAUAAAUACACACAAAGUUUCCCAUGCAUCUUGAUCAAAACAAUAAUAAUUUCAUCGCAAAAAAAGAAUAAGCACAAAUAUAAUGGCCUCUUCAUCCAAACAACUUCUUUACUAUCUUUCACUUUCAGCGUUUCUUGUGAUUUCCAAUUACGCGGAGACUUCCAAGGCGUGGUACCUCGACGACGGCGAGGGGGGCGAUUCAAAUUCAGGUAUGGAAUACUACUUCCCAUCACCGCCGCCGCCGCCGCCGAGCAUGGAAGAGAGGCACCGGUGCGAAGACGUGAGGUGCCGUUUUCCGUCGUGUUUGGAUUACCUGAGUGGGGCGGAAGACUCGCCGUCGCUGACGUGUUGCACAAACCUGGAAGCUCUCAACUGCAUCGCGAGAGAGGAAGGUCCACGUAGGAUCUGUCAGUGCAUCGAGGACUUGCGUCCAUCUCUCCUUGAAUCUCGGAUUCGUGGGAUCUACAAGGAGUGUGGGAUUCACCUCAGUUUCCCCAUUUCUCAACAUAUGGACUGUUCAAGUGUUUAGGGGAUUUGGAGCUUCUCAAAGUUUGAAAAUUCGAUCUGAUCUCUUGCCACAUACAUACGUACCUUGCCUAUACGUAGUAUUUAAUACUAGUAUUUCUUUUUGGUUUUGAACACAAUGCUCUACGCAUGUUGUAAGAUGGUGUACAUUCAAUAUCUUUGAUUUCUUCAUGACUUCAUUACUACUAUACAUUAUUUACAAAAGUACAUUAACUAAUGGAUAAAAAAUCAAAAUAAAAUUAAUGGGUCA
Molecule: messenger RNA, 841 nt
Organism: Cuscuta epithymum
Lineage: Eukaryota; Viridiplantae; Streptophyta; Magnoliopsida; Solanales; Convolvulaceae
Source: the annotation of a GenBank genome assembly